Messenger RNA from Alternaria rosae, 1637 nucleotides. Its product is annotated as mannitol 1-phosphate dehydrogenase. The record is from RefSeq and is a predicted model, not a curated record. Gene Ontology annotation, molecular function: FAD binding. Lineage: Eukaryota; Fungi; Ascomycota; Dothideomycetes; Pleosporales; Pleosporaceae. Gene Ontology annotation, biological process: secondary metabolite biosynthetic process. The coding region runs from base 219 to 1571 and encodes 450 amino acids. The transcript has a single exon.
CUUCGGGAGAAUGGUAUACACCAAGCCGCCCUGAACUUAAACUCAUGGGUACCAGGAUAUGCGGCUUAACAUCAGCUUACUUUGUACACCAAUCCCGCGGGUCGGGUCCGGCAGUUGAUUGACAAUGCUCUUCGGUUCUUAGUUAAUGAUAUAAGACGCGGCGUUGCGACGCAGCGGCGGAAACGACGGCGCCUUGAACAAACAUCAAUCCUCAAAGAAUGUCCGCAAACGGGUCAACUACAGCAAACUUUCAGAACCACAACGGUCUUCCAAUCGCAAUCAUUGGUGGCGGACUUGGUGGUGCUGCGCUUGCUAUCGGUCUUCUCAAACAUGGGGUUAAAGUGCACAUCUACGAAGCCUCUGCAUCCUUCUCUGAGAUAGGUGCCGGCGUUGGGUUCGGUGCUAACGCCACGACGGCCUUACACCUCAUCGACCCUCGACUGCUGGAAGGCUACAUGAAACAUGCAACGAUCAACACAGACCCUGAACGCGAAAACACCUUCAACACGGUCAGAUGGGGUAUGGACGAGCGACGACCCAAUGGAGCGAAAGCUGGAGAUCUCGCUUUCCAUCAGACUGACGCCAAGAAGACACCAGAUGCGCCGGCUGGAUUUUGUAUGCGAGGCCGUAUACAUCGGGCGCGUCUGCUCGACGAGAUGGUCGCAUUACUUCCCACAGACGUAACAAGCUUUGGCAAAAGCUUCCAUAGUGUCGAGCAAGUGGGUGCAGGUAUGCUCAAGAUAAGCUUCGCCGACGGAACGACUUCUCUAGCCAGUGCACUCAUUGGUUGCGAUGGCAUCAAGAGCAAGGUACGAAGCUUCGUAUGUGGUCCAGAUAUAAAGGCGAAGUAUGCUCAUGAGGUCGCGAUAAGGGCUAUGGCGCCAGGUGAAGAGGUCAAGAAGGUGCUAGGAGCAGAAAUGGCUCUGAACAGUACGUUGUACUGCGGCUAUGGAGGAUAUUGCAUCACCUACCCUGUCGACCACGGAGAGUUUAUCAAUAUGGUCGCUAUGCCACACGAUCAAUCCCUCACCAGCACUUGGGAUCAGGAUGACUGGAUAGUACCCACGAGCGCGGAUGAGGUCUGCGAGAAGUUUAAAGACUUCUAUCCGCCACUCAUCGAUCUUAUUGCGAGACAUGCCCUACCGUCCAAAUGGGCACUCCACACUCUUCAGCACGAUAGGCCAUACUUCAAGGGCCGUGUCUGUCUGCUGGGCGAUAGCGCGCACGCCACGACUCCUCACAUGGGAGCUGGAGCCGGCAUGGCUAUGGAAGAUGCAUAUAUUCUUAGUUGCCUAGUAGCUGCUGUCGGUCGUUCUGAUAACAUUGAGGCUGCCUUCAAGGCCUAUGAUGCUGUCAGACGACCUAGAACACAGGGAUGUAUUCAAAGGAGUAUAGAAGCUGAUCUGGCAUACAACUUCAUGAUUGAAGGAAUAGAAGAUGACAUGGAAAAGAUCGAGCAGAAGCUCAAUGAGAACUUUCGGUGGCUUUGGUAUGAGGAUUUGGAAGAGCAACUGCGCAGGGCGCAAAAGGUUCUCUGGGAAAUAAGCGGACAUGACGUUAGUCAGCUUUAGCUUGCUCGGUUUUUAUGUUUGCGUAACUAUUCUGAGUUCCUACAAUUAAUUACUUUAUCUCCUUCC